This is a messenger RNA of Dichomitus squalens LYAD-421 SS1, 453 nucleotides long. RefSeq lists its product as uncharacterized. The annotation marks the transcript as partial. The record is from RefSeq and is a predicted model, not a curated record. Lineage: Eukaryota; Fungi; Basidiomycota; Agaricomycetes; Polyporales; Polyporaceae. The transcript has 2 exons.
GAUGCAUGGAUGAAAUGUGCCGCCGCUUUGAAGGAGUAUGAUGAAGACAAGAUUCAAGGAUGGAAAGAAGAGAUAGACACCCACCUCGCGGGUUUGUUCUCUGCUAUCUUGACGGCCUUCAACAUCGAGGCAUACAAACUGCUCGGGGGGAAUAAUCCCAACUCAAACUCGUCAGCGGACACAACGAACCAGCUUCUGGCGCUUCUCGUUCAACAGGCGGCUCCCACAAAUUCGAACAUCACUACAUUUGCUACCAACGCUUUCAACGCUGCUCACCAAGACAUCAGUUCCACUCCGCCUCGAACGGCGAAAUCUUCAUUGGCCAUCAACGCGCUCUGGUUCUCUAGCCUCAUCUGCAGUCUCGCGGCAGCAUCGAUCAGCCUCUUGGUCAAACAGUGGAUGAACGAGUACAAAUAUGGCAUGGCGAGUGCUUCACCCGAAGUCGCUCGUAUA